Drosophila willistoni is the source of this 505-nucleotide messenger RNA. RefSeq lists its product as uncharacterized. NCBI's taxonomy places the organism in Eukaryota, Metazoa, Arthropoda, Insecta, Diptera, Drosophilidae. The transcript has a single exon. The coding region runs from base 57 to 494 and encodes 145 amino acids. The record is from RefSeq and is a predicted model, not a curated record.
GAUAAGAAAAUUGUAAAACAAAAUAAAAUCACAGCAAUCAUCGUAGCUGAUAGAAAAUGCCUCAUAAAUGGUAUUUGCUCUCACUAACUGGUUCCCUUACGAGAUGCAAUACUUAUAUGAGGAAAUAUACAAAUCAUUCGGAUCGUGGUGGCGUACUCAUUGGUAAUGCCAAGAGGAUUGAUAGUAUAACAAAGUCAAAAACUUCUUCUGUCGUUAGUAUAAAGAAAAAACGAAAGACUAGAACCGAGAAAAUUUCAAUUUCUAAUGGCAAGAGGCAAAAUAAUUUAAAUGAAAACUGUUAUACAAAUUCCAAGAGCAUUGUAAAAGAUAUACCUCAAAUGAGGGAAUUCUUUGAAGAAGUGCGUAAACGUGAACUUGUAAGAUAUUAUCAACAAAUGGUGCGCAAACAAAGAUUAGAGGCUAAACCAAAUCCAACUCAGGAGAGUGAAAAUGUUUAUUGCACAGGACCAACAAGGAUUAGUAGUUAUCCAUAACUUGAAUCUUC